Dicentrarchus labrax (European seabass) is the source of this 2416-nucleotide messenger RNA. Its product is annotated as putative zinc finger protein 840. The transcript is spliced from 5 exons. Gene Ontology annotation, molecular function: DNA-binding transcription factor activity, RNA polymerase II-specific; RNA polymerase II transcription regulatory region sequence-specific DNA binding. Bases 184 to 1431 code for a protein of 415 amino acids. The record is from RefSeq and is a predicted model, not a curated record. Gene Ontology annotation, cellular component: nucleus. Gene Ontology annotation, biological process: regulation of transcription by RNA polymerase II. Lineage: Eukaryota; Metazoa; Chordata; Actinopteri; Moronidae.
CCGAAGAGUCCCCCGGCAGCCAUCUUAGUUGUACCAACGGCUAUCGCAGAGCCCCGACACCAGGAAGUGUCCGAUCUACCCGCUGUACUUCUCUGGGGUCAACUCUCUCAGUCAAACUACCUUCAAACAGCGGCGAGAGGAAAGUUGUUUUGAGUGCCUGUUGAAACCACCCAGUAAACCAGGAUGGACUCAGAGAUUUUGAACAUAGAGGAGAUAGUGAUGGGACGGGGACUGCCAGAUCCACCUCCAGAAGUUCCCCCUGAAAAGCCAGCUGAACCAUACAAACCCAUCACUCUGAAUGGACCCCCUGCACCCCCUGUUCAACCCUACCAGCAUGAAAACCUGCAGUGUUUCCAGUGCUUCAUCACGUUCUGCAGUGCCAAAGCCAAGGAAAGGCAUAUGAAGAAGAGCCACCGGGAAGAGUACAAGCAACAGCUUCAGCAGGGAAACACACUGUUCACUUGCUAUGUGUGUGACCGCACAUUUCUGUCAUCUGAGGAACUGACACAACACCAGCCAAUACACAGCAAGGACGACAAGCCCUUCAAAUGCGUUCACUGCAAGGAGAGCUUUAAAACCUUCUCUGAACUCACUGCCCAUAGGAGACAGGUGUGUCCAGAGAAACAGCUGGUAUGUAAAGAUUGCAAUGAGACCUUCCGGAGUGCUGGUUUUCUGCGCGCUCAUCGCCUGACCCAACACCCCCGCCCAGACGUAGACACUGCAGAACAGCCGGAGGAUCCUACGAAAACCCACCGCUGUAAGAAGUGUGGUCAGGGCUUUGACACAGAAUCUGAGCUGGUAGCGCACCAGGAGAAGUACCCCGAGGGUCAGCAAUGCAACGGCAGUGCUUCGUCCGUCAAGAAACGCGGGCGGCCUUCCAAAAUUGAAGAAGUGGCGGUUGCUGAGAAAAAGGGAAAGCGGAAAAAGAAGGAUGAAGCAGAGGCGCCCGAGGAGCCAGUGAAGGCCAGCAGCACAUCAGAGCCGGCAGCCCCCCCAGCAGAGGAAAAAGGGAAAGCAGCUGGAGCGAAGCGUGGCCGUCCUUCUAAAGCGCCAGCGAAAUCAGAAACGGAAGAUAAAAAGAGUCCCGAGGAUGACAGCCAAGCUCCAGGAAAGGAGAAGAAACCUAAAGCAGAUCCCGCCCCGUCCCGUCAGCACCCCUGUCCCGAAUGUGACCUCACGUUCCCUGGCCUGAUCCAGCUCCGUGCUCACAAGAAAGAGAAACACACCCCGCGGAAGGCCUAUCCCUGCGAAGAAUGUGAAGAGAGCUUUGCCCGUCAGGAGCAGUUGGAUGCCCACAUGUCACGGGCUCACGCCGUGGGCCGCUUCGCCUGUUCAACCUGCGGGAAGAGCUUUGGUCGUGAGCGCACCUUAAAAGCUCACGAGAAAAGCCACCCGGAGGAAAAGCCUGAAAACCCAAGUGCAAAGAGAUAAUUGAGACAUGGGGGACCUUGCAGAAAGUGUAUGAUUUUUGAAGAUUUUAGUCAGGAAUUGUCCUUUUUUCUUUUAACAUUGGAGAUCUAAUGCUCCAGAUGAUGGUUUCAGAUGAGUUUGAAAAGGGUUUUGAGAAUGACGUUUUAGCAAGUUUUGGAUUUAAAGUUGCGUUUUGAUUAUGAGCUGUUGAAAUUCUGGAGAAACAGACACAUCUCCUAAAUUGACUAACCAAAUGUUGUUAAAUCCAUUACACCCUUUGUCACACAAACAUAGUUUAUUUGUAAAAAAAAAAAAAUGUUUUGAUUAACUUUUUAAAUGAUUUGUUUCAGUUUUUUUAAGCUUGGUGUGGUGUGAAUUUAUUACUUAGUGUCUUGAGUUGUUCAACUCACUUUGUGGUUAAAAAAAAAAAGUUUUUUAUGUUUUUUUUUCCUUUUUUUUUUUUUUUUUUCAAAACAGAUUGGGUUAAGUACAUAUUUUGAAGCAUAUUAGAUGCCUAGUAGAGAUACUAUGUCUGAAUGUUUAGACAGUUUGUCAAAAGAAAUGUGUAAUGUACAGCUUCUGGUUCAUAUUUUUGCAUUUUUUACAUUUAAUAUUUUGAUUAUGUUCCUUUCUAAAUUAAAUCUCAUUGAGGACGGAUUUUAAAAAUAACAUAAUUAAGUUCAGCUAAACUGUAUUUUGUCUAAGUGCUCCAGAUUCAAUGUGGAGUGUUUGGCUCGUGGGCAGAAAUGAUCCACUAUAAUCCUUAUUUGUCUUUCAGUAAAAUUUACGCCUUUAUUUUUUUUUUUUCACCUAUUAGAAUAUUUCAUGUCUCAGACAUUUCUCAAGUGGAACUUGUGGCUCUUUAAUGCCUUAGAGUCCCAUAAGGAUCUGUGUACAUCAUGUGUUAUUCACUGAUUGGAUUGUUUCUCUCCCCACUGCAAUGUGUCUGGACACUGCAAAAAUAUAAUAAAACAUGCUAUCCCAAGGGAGGCUGCUGAAGAAAUAA